Molecule: messenger RNA, 1926 nt
Organism: Maniola jurtina (meadow brown)
Lineage: Eukaryota; Metazoa; Arthropoda; Insecta; Lepidoptera; Nymphalidae
Exons: 2
Coding region: 432-899 (155 amino acids)
Source: RefSeq, a predicted model, not a curated record
UUAACUCUGUGGCCUGGUACUAAAAGGGCCAAAGUACGUUUUUGUAUGAAACGAGAUUGUAAUGCCAGUUUAUUGUAAAAGUAUGAUAUUUUUUUGUGCUAAAAGGACGUUAGUGUAUUAACAAUCUUUCAAAAGUUACUAUGUAAAAAAGGCCAAUGUAGUGUGCGCUUUCAUACUGUUAAGUAAAAAAAUAAAAAUGAUAAAAGGGCUGAAGUAUACUUAAGCCGAUAAGAAAUUAUUAUUUUUCACUUUCCUAGUAAUAGGGUAAGAACUAAAACGAUCAAAGUUAACAUUAGCCCUUUUUUGUGAUAUAAUUUUAGUUUGCUGCUUUAUAUAUAUCAAAGCAAAAUGGACCAAUGUAUACAUUGGUCCAUUUUGCACUAAGCCAGUAAUAUUUUUACUAAUAUCCAAAUGUUAAAAAGACCAAAGUAAUGGUUGAAGAAUUUCCAAAAGAGUCAACUAAGGUUGUCAAUGGGUUGAGUAGACGCCAAUGGACCCGAAAAUACUUCUUCACUAAUCAAAGUGAAACUAGAACUGAACUAUGUCAAACUAUGUUCCUUAGUACAUUAUCAUUAUCAUUGAAAAAAGUAAGAGUAAUUGUUGAGAAAAAAAGGAACUCAGAGGUAGGAAUACUUUCUGAAGAUCAGCGAAGAAGGCACCAAAAGCAGAAAAGAAUUAGCGAGGCCACUAAGAUGGAAGUAGACAAAUUUAAGUUGCAGUUGGAAGUGGAGCCUAACUUAGAAAAGAAACAAGAAAUUAAGGCAGAAAGAUAUGAAAAUGAAAAGCUGUAUGAGUCUUCAUAUGCUGAGAAAAAAAGAGACACUGAAAAAGCUAAAGUAAAUGACAAAGUUAUAACACUGUCUUUUGACUUACAGAAGUGUCUUUCAACACCUUAUUGAACAGCAGGGUUCAGUUUUUAUAAGCGACAAUUAUGGACCCUGAACUUAACAAUUUAUAGAGUAUCACAAUCAUCAGCUGAUGCAUAUUGUUUAUUAUGGGAUGAAACAAUUGCUGGUAGAGGAGGACAAGAAAUAGCUUUUUGUUUAUAUCACAAUCUGAACACCCUGCCUAAUAACAUAGGCGAAAUUAACAUGUAUAGUGACAGCUGCCCAGGACAGAAUCGAAAUAUUUAUGUUGCUAUUUUGAUCAUGUAUUUUAUAGAAAACUCUAUCAACUCACCAAGCAAAACCUUAAGUUUUUAGAAACAGGCCACACACAUAUGGAAGCAGACACUAUACAUGCUUCUAUAGAAAAAGCUAAAAAAAACUGCAAUGAAAAUAGAAUUACCAAAAGACUGGGCAAACCUAAUCAGAACUCCAUAGUAACCCAAAAAUAAAUGUUGUAGAAAUGCAACAGUCACAGUUCUACAACUUCCAAAAACUGCUCACUACACAAUACGUACACCGAAAGAUAAAUUCAGUGAAAUAAAAGGUCAAUUUGAAUAAAAUAAAAUGGAUACAUUGUAGAAAAGUAGAUCCAGGGGUAUUAUACUUCAAAUACUCAUUUGAUGAUAGUAAAGAAUUAUUCAAAGUGCCAAGUUUAAAAAGAAACCGAAAUAUGACACAUUCACAAUCAGAAGAUACUGCACCAGUUAUAGCACCUCUCAUGCCCCUAAAUCAGAGACCUAUUAAACUCCCUGCACCAAAAGUCAGAGACCUGCAAUCAUUUCUGGAGUACCUCUAACCAUCCAGCCGUCCAUUUUAUGAGUCUUUGGAAACUGGCCCCGAAAUGGAGGAUAUUGUGUCAUGUUCUGAUGAAGAAAAUUAAAAAUAUUGUAAUCUCUCCUUAAUAAAAUUUCUUAGAAAAACAACAUUGGCCUUUUUAAUUUUAUACAUAAUUGGGAACUAACAUAAUAAUUGUCAUCAGUGCUAAAGGGGUUUAAGUUGUUAAUAUUUUCCAAAAUAUAAUUUUUUUCUUAAAUUAGAA